Acanthosepion pharaonis is the source of this 642-nucleotide messenger RNA. The record is from the annotation of a GenBank genome assembly. NCBI's taxonomy places the organism in Eukaryota, Metazoa, Mollusca, Cephalopoda, Sepiida, Sepiidae.
AUGACUGUAUUUGAAAUUGUUAAUUUCUUUUCCUUCUUGUUCUUCCUCUUCUUGUUCUUCUUCUUCUAUUUUUAUUCUUUCUCUUUCUUUUUAGUAUUAGAACGUUCACUUUUUCUUUUUGUUACCACUCUCGCUUAUUUCUAUUCCUUUCAGUUUUUUUUCUCCUGUCGCUUACUCUCCGCCCCCCUUUUGAUUUUUACGCUUUUUCUUUCUUCUAUGUUUAUAUCGUUCACACUUUUUAUUUUUUCUCCCUCUCUUAUUAAUCUUCCUUGCAGUUUCACUCUUUCUUUAUGCUAUUAUAUAGUUCAUUCUUUUCUCUUAUUUUUACACCCUCUCUUUUCUUUUUCAUUUCAAUUUCUCUUUCUCUUUCUUUCUACUACAUCUGUUAAUUAUCUAUCACAAUUGGUUCCUAUCUAUCUAUCUAUCUAUCUAUCUAUCUAUCUCAGUCUGUUAAUUAUCUAUCACAAUUGGUUCCUAUCUAUCUAUCUAUCUAUCUAUCUAUCUAAUACAGUUGAAUCCUAUCUAUCUAUUUAUCCAUCACAGUCGGUUCUUAUCUAUCUAUGUAUCUAUCUAUCACAGUUGGUUCCUAUCUAUCUAUCUAUCUAUCUAUCUAUCUAUCUAUCUAUCUAUCUAAUAAGAUGA